GGCGCCGACCGGCGAUGUCGGAGGCGAGUGGAAGCGGUGAUGUCUCCUCCUCGCGAAGCGCGGGCGCGGAGCGCGGCCGCCUCUCGCUGCCGUCCACCUCGGGCGACGGCGCCGUGCCUCAGCACAAUCAGCAACGGCUGUCGAGCCGCCCGCGCCCGCCGGCCUCCGGGGAGGAGGGAGAGGAGGAGCCGGAGGCGGCGGGCCAGCAGCCCAGGCGGCCGGAGAGCGCCGAGGGCGCCGGCGAUGAGCGCAGCAGGAGGAUGAUCCGGAACCAGUACCGGGAGCUCAUCUACAGCGUGCAGCAAAAUCGUGAGGAUAUGCUGAGUUCAAAAAGCAACAGACUGACAGAAGCUUUGGAAGAAGCCAAUAAACUGUUUAGUGGAGUUUCAUGUGCCCGAGAGGCUGCGCUGGAUGCCCAAUUUCUUGUCUUAGCAUCAAAUCUAGGAAAGGAGAAAGCCAAUGAGUUGCACUCUGAGAUGACAGCAUUUGAUUCACUAGCAUUUGCAGAAGACUUGCUAACCUUCAUGGGUAUAAAUCGCAUAGAAGUAGAAGAAAAUGAUAGUGAUUCUGAGGGCAUUUCAGGUGGCUAUUUACCUAGUAAUGCCUGGCAUAAACUGGGAGAAGAAACAGAAAUGUACUUCAGAAGAGCACCUUCUUUUCACUAUAUGUUGGGAUCUUUCAAGUCUGAUCCUCCUGUACCAAGGCAACGGAUUGAGAGGCAGAAAAAGACUACAGGAGGAGAAGAAAAACGGGCAAUGCCUGCUCAGUUAAAAAAAAUGGAGGAGUCUCAUCAGGAAGCUACAGAAAAAGAAGUAGAGAGGAUCUUGGGAUUAUUGCAAACUCAUUUUAAAAAUGAUCCUGAUACACCUAUUUCCUUCUUUGAUCUUGUGAUUGAUCCAAACUCUUUUGCCCGCACUGUGGAAAACAUCUUUCACGUGUCCUUCAUCAUAAGGGAUGGUUUUGCAAGAUUAAAGCUGGAUGAUGACAAAUUGCCAAUAAUAGAACCUUCAAAAGACAACGAGGGAAAGGAGGAUGACCAUAGUGCUGGAGCACGGAACCAGGUUGUCAUCUCUCUGAACCAUCAAGAAUGGAAGGAGAUUGUAGAAACAUAUGAAAUAACAGAACCCAUGAUUAGCCCUCCUUGUCACAGAAAUGAAGAUGAAAUGGAGAUAGCUUAAUUCUUCAAGUGCCUUAAAGAAAAUAUUUUAAAAUGUUUCCUUCAGAAAAGAUUUUAUAUGUAUAUAUUGUAAAAUUAAAUUUAUUUUUAUUGGAA
Messenger RNA from Gymnogyps californianus (California condor), 1273 nucleotides. It is a transcript of the gene NSMCE4A, whose product is annotated as NSE4 homolog A, SMC5-SMC6 complex component. Gene Ontology annotation, cellular component: Smc5-Smc6 complex; nucleus. The record is from RefSeq and is a predicted model, not a curated record. The transcript has 11 exons. Bases 15 to 1178 code for a protein of 387 amino acids. Gene Ontology annotation, biological process: DNA repair. Lineage: Eukaryota; Metazoa; Chordata; Aves; Accipitriformes; Cathartidae.